Molecule: messenger RNA, 1117 nt
Organism: Acomys russatus (golden spiny mouse)
Lineage: Eukaryota; Metazoa; Chordata; Mammalia; Rodentia; Muridae
Gene: Gpr160
Product: G protein-coupled receptor 160
Exons: 1
Coding region: 92-1102 (336 amino acids)
Cellular component (GO): signaling receptor complex; plasma membrane
Source: RefSeq, a predicted model, not a curated record
AAGGUUUUCCUUUUUUGCAGGGAAAGAAAAUAAGGUGAAGCCAUUUCUUAUCCUGUGUAUCACCAGACUGUCCUGAAGUUUAACUAAAAACAUGACAGCGCUUUCUUCAGAGAACUGCUCUUUUCAGCACGCGUGGCAUCAGACAAAGCCGGCCCUAGACGUUCACUGUCUGUUGCUGCUGAUCAUACUUGGGAAAGCAUUGUCAAAUAUCCUCGUCCUGGGCCUGAGAAGGAAAGACACCUGCAGGAGUUUUAUGGAAUAUUUCUGCUUUUCACUAGCAUUUGUUGAUCUCCUAGUAUUGGUAAUCAUUUCCUUUCUGUCCUACUUCAGGGACUUUGUAGUUCUAGGUAUUAGGUUUACUAAAUACCACAUCUGCCUGCUCAUGCAAAUCGUUUCCUUCACUUACGGCUUUCUGCAUUAUCCAGUUUGCUUAGUAGCUUGUAUAGAUUACUGGUUGAGUCUGUCUCGAGGCAUCAAGCAUUCAUCUAAGUGGCAAAGGCUACUUUAUUUCUUGACAGUCCUUUUAACUUGGAUCUCAGUCCUUGCUUAUGUUUUGGGAGAUGCAGCUGUCUCAGCAAGCCUAGACACACACAGGACUCACAUGCAGCAGUGCCCCUCCCAUGUCAGCACUCAGAGCCACUGGCUGUCACUGGCUAUGCUGAUGGUUUUAUUUGUGGCCUUUCUGAUUUCAUGGCCAGAGGUUGUGGCCUUGAUACAGGCCAUUAGGAUAGCAUCCUAUAAGAACGAGGCCAUCCUCUACUUCCCCUUCCCGCCUCACUGCGCUUACACUGUGAGCUCCAGAGAGGCACUCCUGCCCAGGCUCAUUGUGUGCUUUCUUGGUACCUGGUUCCCCUUUGUGGCUCUCCAGCUCCUCAUCCUCUCACUUGGGGUUGAGAUCCCAGCAUACAUAGAAAUGAACGUCCCCUGGCUGUACUUUGUCAAUAGUUUUCUCAUUGCUACAGUUUAUUGGUUUAACUGCCACAAGCUUUAUUUAAGAGACAGCACAUUACCUGUGGAUCCUUUUAUCAACUGGAAAUGCUGCUUUGUUCCAGUUCACAGACUUAAGCAGGUGGAGAGGCCCAUAUCCAUCAUCAUCUGCUGAGACACCCUGCUGGGA